Messenger RNA from Drosophila suzukii, 466 nucleotides. RefSeq lists its product as uncharacterized. Lineage: Eukaryota; Metazoa; Arthropoda; Insecta; Diptera; Drosophilidae. The record is from RefSeq and is a predicted model, not a curated record.
GUCAAGGCGAAAGGAACUCGGAACUUUCACCCGGCGAAUAUCUAACGAAUACAUAUCUUAAAACCGAACAAUGGAGAGCGAAAGGAUGCUAAGGCCCACUGUGAGCUAUCAUCUGUUCCUGUACCGCCUCGAAUUGGCCCGUCGGAAUGCCCGGCAGCUGCGGCUUUCCCGCACCAAGAUCGAGAUCACCGACGAGCUCAUCUCCAAAACGGUGCGCAACCUGAAGACGUGCAGCAUGGACGACCUGAAGGCGGUCAACCGGGAGCUUCUGUUCAAGCGGAAACUGCGGAGCAACGUGUCCAAGCUGAAAAAGGAGGCCAGACAUCGGCAGCCGCUCGAGGAGAACCGAACCAAACAGGAUUAGUGGCGUAUCAAUCAGACCGCGGUGAUUUAUGGUAUAUAGCUUGUGUAAAUAAAUACUUUUGAUAAGACUUUUGCAUUGAAAACGCUUUUGAAACUUGUUCAU